GGAACGUAUGUUCGAAGCAUAUACGUUUAAAAGGGUGGGGUUUAACCGGGGCCUUUAUUUGUUUGUUCGCUUUACUUUUAUACUACGCCAGCUCCAGCGCCAUUUUAUUUACUACUUCCGACAUUUUGUGCCAUUCGCCGCUGCUCUGCCCGUAUUAGGAUUAAGCCUCGUUAUCCUGUUCAGUCUCUGUUUGUCCGUAUCGGGUCUUUCCAGCAAGUGACUGUCCUCCUUUUCAACCAUCUAGACCACCAAUCUCUUACAAUGCGUCCCAUGCGCAUCUUUUUGAAUGAUGACCGCCAUGUCAUGGCAAAGCACUCUGUGGUGUAUCCCACUCAGGAGGAGUUGGAGGCUGUACAGAACAUGGUAUCCCACACAGAGCGGGCCCUAAAGGCAGUCUCUGACUGGAUUGAUCAGCAAGAAAAAGAUUGCAGUGGAGAGCAAGAACAACCAGAGCCAGAAGAACCUGAGACAACAGAGGAGGGCAAGGACAGCGAAGGAAAAACUGGAGAGAAUCCAACAAGGACUCUACGUGGCGUGAUGAGGGUUGGACUUGUUGCCAAAGGGCUUCUUCUGAAGGGAGACUUGGACCUUGAACUUGUGCUGUUGUGCAGAGACAAACCCACAAUUUCUCUCCUAAAAAGGGUGGCAGAUAACCUUGUCCUGCAGUUUGAGACAGUAUCUGAGGAUAAAUAUGAAGUCAUACAGAACAUAAGAGAAGCUUCAAUUGUUAUCAAAAACACUAAAGAGCCCCCUCUGACUCUCAACAUCCGUCUCACAUCCCCCCUGGUCCGAGAAGAGAUGGAGAAACUGAGCGCUGGAGAAACGCUAACAGUCAGCGAUCCUCCGGACGUUCUGGACAGGCACAAAUGCCUUGCUGCAUUGGCGUCACUCCGACACGCCAAGUGGUUCCAGGCUAGGGCUAAUGGACUGAAAUCCUGCGUGAUUGUCAUUCGUGUGCUGCGGGAUCUGUGCACACGUGUACCAACAUGGGAGCCUCUUCGGGGAUGGCCUCUAGAACUUCUUUGUGAGAAGGCAAUUGGAACAGCAAACAGGCCUAUGGGUGCCGGGGAGGCACUAAGGAGAGUUCUGGAAUGCCUUAGCUCUGGGAUCCUCAUGCCAGAUGGACCUGGUUUGUAUGACCCUUGUGAAAAAGAGGCUAGUGAUGCUCUUGAGCAUCUUGAAAGACAACAAAGAGAGGACAUCACACAGAGUGCACAGCAUGCACUGAGAUUAGCAGCUUUUGGGCAAUUGCACAAAGUCUUGGGCAUGGACCCAUUACCUACAAAGAUUCCAAAGAAAACCAAGGUUGAAACACCCACCAUUGACUAUACAGUCCAGAUUCCUCCCAGCACCACCUAUGCCAUGCCAGCUCUCAAGCGCCCCAUGGAGGAGGAUGGAGAAGACAAGUCGCCAAGUAAGAAGAAAAAGAAGAUUCAGAAGAAAGAUGAGAAGAGCGAACCCCCACAAGCUAUGAAUGCGUUAAUGAGGCUGAACCAGCUCAAGCCAGGUCUGCAGUACAAGCUGAUAUCCCAGACAGGACCUGUACAUGCACCUAUCUUUACGAUGUCCGUGGAAGUAGAUGAAAAGACAUUUGAAGCUUCAGGUCCUUCAAAGAAGACGGCAAAGCUCCAUGUAGCAGUCAAAGUGCUGCAAGACAUGGGUCUCCCUACCGGUAUGGAGGAAAAGGAAGAAGCAACUGAUGAAUCGGAACAGAAACCAGUUGUACAAACUCCAGCACAGCCAGCUGAUUCCACACAAACUGAUUCUGCUGCAGAUCAAGCAGAGAGUGCAAAGCAGCAGGGACCUAUUCUCACAAAGCAUGGCAAGAACCCUGUCAUGGAAUUGAAUGAGAAAAGACGUGGCCUGAAAUAUGAACUGAUCUCAGAGACCGGUGGCAGUCACGAUAAGCGCUUUGUAAUGGAGGUUGAGGUUGAUGGUGUGAAGUUUCAAGGAUCUGGCUCUAACAAGAAAGUGGCAAAAGCUUAUGCUGCACUUGCUGCCCUAGAAAAACUAUUCCCAGACUACACAACAUACGCAGAAGCUCCCAAGAAAAAGAGACCACCUAUGAUGCCACGAGGAGGUCCCAAAUUUGCAGGAAAGCAGCAUAACCAAGGUUUUGGAAUGAUGUACAAUGAGGUACCCCCUCCUCAAGCCAUGAGAGGUCGUGGUAGAGGUGGAAUGAAUCGCGGCAGAGGAAGAGGCCGAGGUGGAUUUGGUGGAGGAAACCACGGUGGCUACAUGAACUCUGGUGGCUAUGGUGGAGGUUAUGGUGGAAACUACAACUAUCAAACUUCUGCGACGGCAGGAUACAGUCAGUUCUAUAGCAACGGAGGAGCUUCAGGCAACGCAGGAGGAGGUGGUGCAGGAACUGGUGGCUACAGCUCUUACUAUCAGGGAGAUGGUUAUAAUGCGCCAACUCCACCAAAACCUUUUGUAAACAAGAAGCCACCCCCUCCUCAACAGCAGCAACAACAGCAACAACAACCACCUUCACAGCAUGCCAGCAACCCUCCCAAACCAGCCUAUAACCAAGGCUACCAGGGCCAUCAAGGGCAGCAACAACAACAGCAGCAACAACAGCAGCAGCAGACUUACAAUCAGAACCAGUACAGCAACUAUGGGCCACCUCAGAAACAAAAGGGUGGUUACAACCAGGGGGCACAGGGAGGUGGAAGCGGAGGAUCUUACAACUACUCCAACUCUUACACAGGAGGUGCAAGCUCGGGGUACGGCAGUGGAGAGGGUGCAGGAGGGCGAGGCGGCAGCUCUUACACAGCGCCUAGCUCUGGUUACAACGCAGGGGCGCACACCGGCUAUGGUGGAGCCAGCAGUACCUCAUCGUACCAAGGUUACACGCAGUCGAACUACAAUCAAGGUCCCCCCGGACAGAACUACAGUGGCCCCCCAAAUAAUUACCAAGCGCCUCAGGGAGGAGCAGGUGGUUACGGCAGGAAUACAGACCACAACAUGAGCUACCAGUACAGAUAAACUCUCUAGCCCCCCCAGUCUCCCUGCGAGGGGAGCCCCAAGCUUUUGUUACUUACCACUUCUCGUUUUAAGACAUCGUUAAGGGGAUGUUCUGCUCUUCCCCCUCCUCCUUGUUGCAGUGCUUUUAUGUAACGGCCUCACUCUGCUCCCUUCUAAACGGUCUCUUCCACUUUCUCCUCAAAUCUGUCCCUCCGCCAUAUUGUCGGAACUCUCCACCGCGCCCGGAAGCAGCCUUGUCUGUAGUGUGUAAGUUUGGUUUCCUUCCGCCCUUGUCCUGUACUUGUUCAACUUGGAACCAUAGUGACGUGUGGAAGUCAAGGAAGGUUUAAACAUGGCUGCCAGAACCUUUCUGCUCUUAGGAUUUGUACACUCUAAGCCAAAUCCUAACCCCAAACACAAGCGGAUAAGGUUUUGCACUAACCCCCCGACUGGUUUAACGGCUCUGUGGCGCCAUUUUCACUGUCCCGCGCUUGCAUUUGGCACUUUCACUGCUGCGCGCAGAGGCUGGGAGAGAGGGUAUUUAGCCUGUUCUCUAGGUAAGGGAAGUUUUAAUCCUGAGCAGAACAUUCAUCCAUUUUCACCUCCAUUUCCCUAUCGUUAAAAUAAUUCUGUGAAGUGACUUAACAAGCUUUAUGUAUUUUAACGCGUUAGUGUUUUGAAAUGUUUUUUGUUUUUUUCCCUCAUUUUUGUUCUUUCCCCGUUUUAUAAGUGAAGAAUUUAUUUUAAGAAUACAGUGGGAUGCGUUCUUUUUUUGUAUGUCUCGUAUCAUUCAGGCAGUAUCUGGAGUGAACCGAAACAUAGGUGAAUAAAAUGUAAAAAAAGGA
Molecule: messenger RNA, 3812 nt
Organism: Xenopus tropicalis (tropical clawed frog)
Lineage: Eukaryota; Metazoa; Chordata; Amphibia; Anura; Pipidae
Gene: ilf3
Product: interleukin enhancer binding factor 3
Exons: 20
Coding region: 262-2988 (908 amino acids)
Cellular component (GO): cytoplasm; nucleus
Molecular function (GO): RNA binding; double-stranded RNA binding
Source: RefSeq, a predicted model, not a curated record